Mercenaria mercenaria is the source of this 2833-nucleotide messenger RNA. RefSeq names its product TLC domain-containing protein 4-B-like. NCBI's taxonomy places the organism in Eukaryota, Metazoa, Mollusca, Bivalvia, Venerida, Veneridae. Gene Ontology annotation, cellular component: membrane; endoplasmic reticulum. The record is from RefSeq and is a predicted model, not a curated record. The transcript is spliced from 6 exons. Bases 563 to 1372 code for a protein of 269 amino acids. Gene Ontology annotation, biological process: lipid homeostasis.
UCCGCAUAACUCACAUCAGUUUUUAGGUCAAUACUGAGGUAAAACAGUGUAAUAUCAUGGAAUGGUUGUUUGUAAGUGUGUAAACUGUGAACACUUUCAAAACUAAACACUGCAAGGAUUGCAAGUAUUGCAAGGAUUUCGUCCAUGCACUUACGUUAAACACUUGAAACGCCACUUGUUGGAAUUGUUUCAUGUAUACUGUAAUUACAAAAUAAAAACAUUGUAGAGUGAAUUAUUGUAUUCAACAGAGUGAUAAAACUGUAACUAAACUCUCGCUACGCCGGAAUGAACAUGUACCUUAUGUUUCGGAAUGCUGAUUUUAUGAGUAUAUAAAAUAAUUUGGAGUAUAUAAAAUAAUUUGAUGCGGAUCUACGUACCAUGUAUACAUACCACGCAUAUCUACAUCACGAUAAUUGCAAGAGUUGUCGACUCAUAAUCAGAAGUUACAUUGCAUAAACAGGCUAUGAUUGUGUGCAAAGAAUUCAGGGAAUGAAAAACAUUGCAAACGUACACUUUAUAAGCAUUAUAGGAUAAAGGAAAACGUGUUUUCUUCUAAAGGAGAAUGCGAGAUCAAGUAUUAGAUUACGAAUCUUCCUACCUUAUUUAUGGAGGCGGGACAAGUUUUGUUGUGAACGUUUUUCUUUUCCGUUUCGUCAGCCCGUUUGUGUCGAGACGUAUCACCAAAACAUACGAAAACUUGCCGAAGUAUGAACAACAAGAAUGGAACGACAGGUUUAUAUCUAAUAUAAAUGCUGUGAUAUCCAUCAUCAUGUCUGGUUACAGUCUACUAUUUGAAUUCAAGGCGAGAGAGGACAUGGUUUGGGACGAUAGACCAAUAGCAAGGACAGCAUGUGCAAUCAUUGUAGGCUAUAUGCUGGCAGAUGUUUUCUGCAUGUUGAUAUGGUGUAACACGUCAAAAGGAGAAUUGUUCGGCUUCAUAUUGCACCAUGCCGCCACAGUGUAUGCCUACUUCUUCGUUGUGGUUUAUGGAAUCUUGUGUUAUUUUGCAAUGAUUCGACUCAUUGCGGAAGCGUCGACUGUCCCAGUUAACCAAAGAUGGUAUUUUGACGCAAUAGGCUACCCGAGGACACGAGUAAUAGUGAUUGUGAAUGGUUUUCUCAUGUUGAUAUGUUUCUUUAUGUUCCGUAUGGUAACCAUGCCAAUAUUCUGGUAUCAGAUUUGGAUGGUAACAGGAACGGAAGCUGCGCUGAAGCUCGGUAACAUUCAGCAUAUUAUGUAUAUACCCGGUUUCUGUAUGGACAGCCUUAAUCUUUACUGGUUCUUUAAAAUGUGCAAGGGUUUUGUAAAAGCACUGAGAGGGAUAUUGAACACGGAUAACUCUACCAGGGAAGAGAAAGUAAAGUCAACCUGACGUAAAAUACAAGACAGUGUUCAACUACAUGUACCUUAAAUUUGAUAACGCAUUGUGCAAUUUUACCUAAUGAUCGAAAUUUAUAAUGUAGAUUCAACUCGAGAUUUAGAAAAUAUUUGAUAUCAGAAAAAGGUAAAACAAGUUAUUCCAUACAUUUUAGUUUUAUUUGCAACCCGAUUCAUCAGUUUCAGCAUACAAACGUAUGAAAACGUGCCUUAUUGCCGACUUACAUACAUUUUGAAUUUUCUUGAUCUUAAAAAGGGAUCUUGGACGAAAACCUUGAAACGUUUUGUAGCAGACGUCUGACGUUCUGACAAACAAAUCAUGCGGACACAUAUACUCGCCUGCCAUUUGUUUUACUAGUAUAAAACCGUUACACAAAUAUCUGCUGUGGCUCUGUGGGAUUAGAGAAUGCAAUCGAGUAAAAUAACUGAGUUAGUAUGGAAUCCCGGUGCGACAUACUUUUUGCUGUUUGCUUUUUGCGUUUUGCUAUUUGCGUUUUGCUUUUUGCACUGGGAUUCCAUAUGCAGUUAUGUACAUGUUACAAAAUACUACACCAAAACGCAAAAAGCAACACGCAAAAAGCAAAAACGAUGAAGCAAAACACAAAACAAAAACAGCAAAAAGCAAGAAUCAAGACGCAAAAAUACCAAAAAAAUCAAAACUUUAAAAGAAUGAAACAUAUUAUAUUGGGAUUUCGUAAAAUGCAGCCGAUCUCACUGCUAUUGAAAUUCAAAAUAAUUAUAUAUUUUUAAAGACGCUUUACGUUGAUGUCUUGUGUUGUUAUACUUUCUUGUCCUUUUGGAUCAUGGAGUCCAUUCAAUAUGUGUUAUAGAGUUCCGCUUAAGACGGUGCUAGGGGUCGCGAAAGGUGUUGCACAUUUCAUUACAUAUCAACCGAGUUUUCUGUUAUUAUUUUUGAUUGCAUUCUUUGCUUCCAAAUGAUCUUUUUACAGAGUUUAUUAUUUAUAGCGUUAGGCAUAUAUUUUUAAAAAAGCAAACUAUCAAAAGACAAGUAGCAAAACGCAAGAAGCAAAACAUAAAUGCAAAAAUCAAAACGCAGAAAGCAAAUAGCAAACAGCAAAAAGCAUGUCACACCGGGAUUCCAUAGAGUUCGUGAAAAGUGCAACACUCCCAGCACCUAUUGACUAGAAGACCAAGUUGGUCAAAUUCCCACAUUGCUUAUAAUUAAGGAUGUAGGAUCAUUUUUUGAAGAACAUUAGUUUCUAAGACAGAUAAGGGCAGAAAAAGCACAGGUCAUCGCACUCGUUUUUUUUUAUUUUAUAGGGCAUUUUCUUCGCCCACUGUUUAAGCAUUUCUGAAAUUAAGUAAAAAUUUUAUAAAAAAUAUAAUAUCCUGCUUAAUGUUAAAGGGAUUUCGGGUAUCACAGGUUACUAUGAGUACAGGGUGAUAUCAGUAUUAUAUAAGCAUAAAUGUCACUAAUAAAUCUGUUUCAUUUUUA